AUGGUUGCACCGAAGGAACCUGCACAAAAGCUACGCUACGAUGGACGUGUCGUGGUGGUAACCGGAGCAGGCGCUGGAUUGGGUCGCGAGUACGCACUGCUGUUCGCAUCGCGGGGUGCAAAGGUCGUUGUGAAUGACCUGGGCGGUAAUUUCAAUGGCCAGGGCAAAUCGAACGCAGCGGACAAGGUGGUGGAAGAGAUUCGGGCCGCCGGUGGUGUCGCCGUACCGGACUACAACUCGGUCGUCGAGGGCGAUAAGAUCGUCCAGACGGCACUGGAAAACUUUGGACGUAUCGAUGUGCUGGUGAACAAUGCGGGAAUAUUGCGCGAUCGUAGCCUGGCGCGCAUUUCCGACGAAGAUUGGAAUUUGAUCCACGAUGUGCAUUUGAAGGGUAGCUUCCUAACGACCCGUGCGGCCUGGCCGGUGAUGAAGAAGCAAAACUAUGGACGCAUCAUAAUGACGUCGAGCAAUUCGGGUGUUUAUGGUAACUUCGGUCAAGCGAAUUACAGUGCGGCUAAGCUGGGUUUGGUUGGUUUGGCCAACACUGUUGCUAUCGAGGGGGCGAAGAACAAUAUCCACUGCAACGUGAUCGUACCGACGGCGGCCUCUCGCAUGACCGAGGGCAUUUUACCGGAGAUCUUGUUCAAUGAGCUUAAACCGAAAUUGAUUGCUCCAGUGGUUGCGUACCUUUGCCACGAAUCGUGCGAUGACACGGGGGCCAUCAUCGAAAGUGCGGCCGGUUGGGCGACCAAGGUACACUUUGUGCGCGGCAGAGGCUGUGUGCUGCGUACCGCCAUCGACGAAGAUGUUUCACCCGAAUACGUCGAAAAGGUGUGGAACCGUGUCACGGACAUGUCCGAGGCGCGUCAUCUCAAUGCAAUCGGUGAAGCGAGCCUAAGCCUGGUGGGAGUGUUGGAAAAGUUGCGCGAUGGCAAAAACAACGAAAACUCUGUCACCGAAACAUUCCGCUACGGGUUUAAGGACGUUAUUCUGUACGCACUCGGUGUUGGUGCGUCCGUAACUGAUCCAACCGACUUAAAGUUUCUAUACGAAAACAAUCCGGAUUUUGGUGUGUUGCCAACGUUUUUCGUCCUUCCUGGGCUACUGGCCGUGAUGGGAUCCAGCCUGACCGCUUCUGCUAUCACACACACCACAUUUGACCUAACGAAUAUUCUUCAUGGUGAGCAAUAUCUGGAGCUGUUCGAAGCUCCUCCAACGGAGGGCGUCCUUACGACCACAUCUACCGUACUGGACGUGGUAGAUAAAAAAUCUGGCGCAUUGGUUAUCACUCAGUCCGACUCGUAUGACGAGCAGGGUACUCUGAUUGCACGCAAUCAAAGCUCCACGUUCGUUGUUGGUGCGGGUAACUUCAACGGCAAAACGAAGGCAGGCCCCGAGGUUAAACCGCUCGUACCGAACCCGAAACGUUCGCCAGAUGCUUCCGUGGAAGUUCCGACAAACAAAGACCAAGCUGCCGUGUAUAGGUUGUCGGGUGAUUUGAACCCAAUGCAUAUCGAUCCCAGCUUUUCGGCUAUUGCUGGGUAUAAGGUGCCGAUUCUGCACGGACUCUGUACGAUGGGUGUCUCGGUGAAGGCAGUGUUGAAGCAGUUCGGUGGUGAUGAUCCAAGUCUUUUCCGCGCGGCCAAGGUACGCUUCUCCAAACCAGUGUUGCCGGGUCAAACGCUGCGUGUCGACAUGUGGAAGGAACCGAACAAUCGGGUUUGCUUCCGUACGGUAGUGGUCGAGACAAAUGCGGAGGUGCUAUCGGUUGUGCGUAAAGAUGGUUGUGCAAUGCCACCUUGCGUCGUUUGGUUCGAGCCGUUUACGAUGACGGGUAUACGCGUAUGA
Molecule: messenger RNA, 1848 nt
Organism: Anopheles marshallii
Lineage: Eukaryota; Metazoa; Arthropoda; Insecta; Diptera; Culicidae
Gene: Mfe2
Product: peroxisomal multifunctional enzyme type 2
Exons: 4
Coding region: 1-1848 (615 amino acids)
Molecular function (GO): oxidoreductase activity
Source: RefSeq, a predicted model, not a curated record